GUCAGCAGUGAAACCAGCAAAGAUUGCUGGAAUUUUGGAGAAGUUUGCAGAAACUUCGGAUAAGAAUAAAGCAGAACGAAUAACUUUGAAACAGAAGGGUGUAAACAAGUCUGGCAAAGGGUCGGAAAAUAUCAGUGAAUCAGAAAAGAAAGAGAAAAAAAAGACGAAAAAAGUAAGUCAAAAAAAGGAUAGAGAUUUUAAAAUUCCUGUUGAAUCUGCAAAAUCAUCGGGGAAGAUCAAAGUAAAGAAUCUGAUUCUAAAGGAAAAAGACAAAAGUACAUCUGAAAAAGAGCCAGAGAGUGUUACAGGAACACAAAAAACCGAAGCAAAAGAGAAAAGUGAAAUUAAAAAAGGAAAAAGAAGAGAUCUUUCUGAAGAUCAUUAUGAAUCUGAAAAAGUUAGAAAUAAGAAGAAAGCAGGAAAACACGGAAAUACUUCGAAAAGUACGAGUGAACAAUGUAAAAUAAAGAAGCACAAAAUAAAAAAAGUGAAAGAUCAAAAUAUUCAUCAAGAAAAUAAGAGUUUAAUAAGCGAAGAUGAAAGUAAAAUUAAAAAUGAAAAAUUUAAAUUAGAUAGAGAGGCGGAAAAGUCGAAAGGAAAAAAGGCGAAAAAAUCCAAUUUUGUGAAAGAUGUAAAUGAAGUCUUAAAAUCAGAAAGUGAAAAGGAGAGCAAAAAAACUGAAGGCGAGAGAAAAUUGAGUUCUAGAAGAAAGUCUGGAACAAAACUUCUAAAAGAUCAAGGAAGAGAGGAUAAGCUAUCGGAUAGCAUUAAGAUUACAAAACGAUCCAUUUCGACCUCUACAACAUCAUUAGGCAGCAGUGUGAUUUCAUCAGCUUCACCAUUAACACCGGUAAUGGACAUUUCAAUCUCUCCAGCUACGACAAUUUCUUCUCCGUCAUUAAAAAAGCCUCUUGCAACAGCUACGCCAAUUACAAAAAACGGAAUGCCUUAUGGAGGUAUUGAACCGACCGAUGAGAAAAUCGGUCUGAUUGGUAAAGAAAAAAAAGAACAAGAACGAAUAAUAAUGAUCACAAAACCACCUGAAGAAAAAAUAGAAGUUAGGCGUAAACAAGAUGACGUGAAAAGAAAUGAAGUUCUUGAAAGCAAUAAAAUAUAUGAAGGAGAAAUAGAUAGUUUGGGCAGUUCAACUGGUUCGACCUCAGAAUCGAAAUCAUCAGAAGAAGAGGAGAAUGAAAUCGAGAAGAAAGAAGUGAUAAAUAAGAGUGGCUCAUCUAAUGUAACCUUUUCUGGCUCAUCAAAUGUAACCUUUUCCUCAACAGAUAAUAAUGAUCAAAGUACAAAUUCCAGUUUUGAUGUAGAACAGAAUGAACAAAACGAGUCACAAGAUCAAUCAUAUAUUAAUGGACUUGCACAAAUUCGAAUAAUUCUCGAAAUUUACGGGAUGGAGAAGGAAAAAACAGAAGCAUUUAACAAAUUGUUGGACGAAGACGUAUCAAUGAGUGAGAAAGAAAUUGCUGAAAAUUUGACGAAAGCAGUUUCUGAUUUACCAAUGAAUACAGAACUUCUCCAAAAGGUACUCAAGAAAAUGCGAUACAGUGGUUUACUUAGGAAGAAGGAAUAUGAAAUGCUGCGGAAGAAUUUAGUACCACAAGCAAUAAACGAAAGUGUCACAAUUGCGCUACUUGCACAAAAUCGAUCUGCGUCAUCGAACGGAAAAUGGAUAUGGACAGCUGAAUGGCCAGUUACAUCGACUACAAGUUUUCCGAUAGAUCCGUGCCACUACAGAGGCAUUCGUAAUGUUCCAUCGAACAAAUGGAAUAAAUUGGCCGAUUCACUCCUUCUGAAGCGCAUCCCACUAAAACACGGCGUUCGGCCCACCAUAGUUCUUAGAUCAUCAUAGACAAUGUUUCCGGCAUAUGAUGUGAAUUCUCCUCCACGUAAUAUUUCCCUACCCGAUGAAGACAACGAUUUCAGUGGUCGUUUCGGUUCUUUCGCUUCGAGAUCAAAGAAAAAAAAUGAAAAUAAGAAGCAACGGAAAAACGAACGCCAGGAAAGAAAAACAAAAGAAAAAGCGAAACGAAGAAAAGAAUUUGAACGGAAAAAGAUGCUGUCGCAGCAUUCUAUCAAAAUGGUCGGGAUCAAUUCGGAUGGAAGUGAUAUCGAAAUACCUGUGGACAUUGUACCUGUUGUAAGUACGAAACAAAAAAGAAAGUCAAAAAAAUCAUCAAAAAAAAAGAAAAAGAGACGCAGACGAUCCACUUCUUCAUCAUCUUCGUCUUCUAAAUCGGAUUCAUCCAGAGACAGCAUCAGUUCGAGUUCAAGCAAGAAUAAUUAUAAUACGCGACCUUCAGUUCCUCAAAUACUCAGUGCAAACCAGCGGUGGAGCUUUAUGAUGGAGUUCGAUCCAUCUAAUGCGAGAUCGUUCAUGAUGAUGGAUUUAAAAGGAGAUCGUUCUAAUGCACAUUAUGAAUCUCUAUAUAAGCGCGAAGUAGCACAAUACAGAUUCGCAUUGAAAAAAGUUCUUGGUGGUGACGAAACUCUCGAAAGAUUUCAUUUCGGUACUUCUGAAAAGAAAGAUAGUUUUCAAAGGUACUUUAGCGACAAGAUCAGAAAGGUCUGGAAACAAGAACCAGAGCGAUUGUGGAGAAAAAAAGAAUUAAAGCCUUUCACAGACUAUAUUGAGCUGUCUAGGUUUGCUCUGUCGGAGGAUGACUUGAAGGAUGAGAGUGGAAAUUUGAGUGUAGAAAAGUGUAACGCAGUUCAAGGCGGAAGAUCCCUAAUCGAAGCAACCGCAGAAGUAAAAAGUCGAAAGUAUAAUGCAGAAUUAGGAAAAGAUCGAUACAAUAUUGGAUUGUGGCUGAAAUUCCUGGCAGUUCAGGAUGAAGUAUUUUUGGCUCAGGACAGUCCGGAAAGUAAUAGGAAGACAAGGAACGAGCGGCUUACGAAUCGUGAGCUCUUGGAACGGAAAAUGAGCAUUUUGGAUAAAGCGAUUUCAUUUAAUUUCAAUUGUGUGAGACUCAAAUUGGAACGUCUAAAAAUUGGAAUGCAUCUAUGGGAAGAGAAUGUUUUCAGUCGCGAAAUGAGAGAUGUGGAGUUCAAACAUGUCAACGAUCCAGAAAUGUGGGAAGGCAUACUUGAUCUUUUAGAGAGCGACACGAGACGAUUUAGUCUUACUAAUCAGUGUAUAAAGAUGAAAGUAUGUUUGGAAAAACUUGAUGAAAUACGUAGUGGUAAAUUAUUGUCACACAGAGCAUUGCCAAACACAGAACAGUUCAUGGCAUCGGUGAUCCUUCGUAGAAUACGUCUUCUGUUGAAAUGUGGACAUACUGAAAAGGCAAUUGCGACGGCUCAAGCUGUUUGUGAGUUUAACUUAUGUGUUCCGGAAUCAUUCAAAAAUGCGGACUUGGAAGAUAAACGAAAACUUUUCGAAGCUUUUUGGGAUAGUGGAAUUGCACGUAUCGGAGAUGAUGGCGCAGAAGGAUGGGCAAGAUCAAUGAAACGCGUAAAGGAAGGAACAGUAGAAACAGAUCGGUUGUUGUGCGAAGAGGAACAGUUGGAAUAUGAUAAAAAAGAGGCGGAAUUAUGUAACAGAGUUGGCUCAAAUGGCUUGAAGUUACCUAAUCGUUUGGUUUGGAUAGAAAUAGAACGUUUGCGCACGCAAUAUCAAUGGCGACCUAUUAGAGAUUUAGGCGCGACAUUCGAUGAUAGGGAACGAGUCGUGACGUUUCAAGAUAUUGAGGAUGUGUUGUAUAUAUUUAGUCCAUCUAUUGCUUUCGAUCUUUUCUGCAGCAUUAUGGAAGAAUUUGGAGCGGUGAUAUAUGCUCGGGACUCAACUUUAUCAGCGAACAUUAUGCAUGAGUUUGCCAUUUUUCCUGAUCUUUCUCUACGGUUGAAAAAUUUUGCUAAAUCAUUAAGCAGGUUUUUCGAACUGGCUUCCAAUUAUAUACAAAAAGAACGGGAUUUACUGUUAUCAUCACAGCUUCUCACACAUCUUAAUUAUCUUAAAAUGGAUGGUGAGUUGAACGAAAAAAUGCGUUUGAAGAAAUUUCGAGAGGAAGCAAAAAAUGUUUGCCAUAAGAAUGACAAUUUUAACAAUAUCUCACUGAUGGCAACAUAUGCAGAAAAGAUGUAUGAGCUGGGAGAAAUACAAGCAGCAAAAAUUUGCGCCAAUAAAUUCCUCAUAACGAAUAUAUGGAGCGAGAAUGAAGUAGUACGGAUAGUUUCGCUGCUUCGUAUGGCUAUUGUAUGUAUAUCUGCAACUGAUGACGAGACCGAGAAGCAACGUCUCAUUGCUGGUUUUAUAUGUGAAGGAAAACCUGUGGCUGAUACGACAACAGAUGCAAAAAAAAUUGAGAAUCAAGUUAACAUUCGUCUCCAUAAUCUUUUGAAAACUAAUCGCUUGAAAGAAACAUGGGAAGGUUCUGCAGUUGAUCUCACAGCAUCAUUGGCUCUUUUUUUUGCAUAUUAUUAUGCUGAUAACAGUAAAAGGGCACAUAAUUUAAAGAAAUGUUACACAGCCCUGUCUGACAUCAUGAAGGAUAAUUCACAACGCAGAUUUACGAGAAAAUAUCUGGAACUAUUACGAACGCAUGUUAAGAAUAAUCCAUGUGAGCCUCAACGCUUACUAAUGGAAGCAUCUAUAACGGCUUAUCAAAAAUAUCCGACAGAAAUAUCAUUUCUGAAGACUUAUAUAGACUGCUGUGCUCUAGGAGUGCGUGUUAUACAUUUGAGAAGAUUCCUAGAAAGUGAUGUGGAAGAUUGGCAUGCAAAUUAUUAUCUUGCUUUUGGUUCUGUGUAUCUUGAACUACUCCGACAUAGAAGGCUACUAGAGACGAAUGAUUUCCAAUCGCCCGAAUUGCAUCGUCUUAGAGCAAUUUUGAAGAAGUCAAGUGAGCGUAUCUGCCAUCGUGAUGAUGUUUUUUGGCGUUUAUUAUUGUUCAUCGAGCAUGAACGAAAAGAUACUCUACGUGCACGCGAGGCGUUCUACUUGGCAUAUGCUGAAUGUCCAUGGUCUAAGUCUCUCAUCAUGGACUAUAAAGAUGUUAACGCUGGUGAGCAUGAAAAAUUACUGGAUGCGUUAGUAGAAAAGAAGCUAAGACUCCGGUGUGAGAAUGAGGAAAUUGAUGAAAAUAACAUGGUUGCGAGUUUUGAUUCGAAAUUAAAUAUCUCUGAAGGACAAGGAUUUAUAAGAUCCACAGCUCAGGGAACAUUCAGUCAUCCAUCCAUUGUAUUUUCUCAUGUGAUCUUCCGCUCAGCCGCUGUUUUCUUCUACGUUUUUGCAUAUUUCUUCACAAACUCUUUUAUCAUUCAUUUUUUAGUUAUUCUUACCUUGUUAUCCAUUGAUUUUUGGACCGUGAAAAAUAUAACCGGGCGUCUUCUUGUUGGUCUUCGUUGGUGGAAUUUUGUUGACGCUGAAGGUAACAAUCAUUGGCGAUAUGAAUCAGCAAAGGAUACAUCCUGCUUUGAUGUCUUGGAACGGCGAAUUUUUUGGGGUGCUUUAGUUGCAGCACCAGCUAUGUGGGUAAUAUUAGUUUGCAUUGCUUUCGUAACCCUGAAAUGGGAGUGGAUGGUGAUAGCUAUAAUGGGUCUGCUAAUGAACGGAGCAAAUUUGUAUGGCUAUUUGCGUUGCAGAUGGGGAACUACGAAUGAAUUCACCAAUUAUAUAUCCAAAAUGGCAUUCCUUUCGGUCUUAUCAAAAUCUAAUGAUAAGUUAGCGCAAUCAAACCGGCAAUCAUCACAAAUUGUUUAA
This is a messenger RNA of Cercopithifilaria johnstoni, 5710 nucleotides long. The record is from the annotation of a GenBank genome assembly. Lineage: Eukaryota; Metazoa; Nematoda; Chromadorea; Rhabditida; Onchocercidae.